Molecule: messenger RNA, 501 nt
Organism: Aspergillus luchuensis
Lineage: Eukaryota; Fungi; Ascomycota; Eurotiomycetes; Eurotiales; Aspergillaceae
Exons: 1
Coding region: 1-501 (166 amino acids)
Source: RefSeq, a predicted model, not a curated record
AUGUCGUUUGGCUUCCUUUCCCUUUUCUCUCCCAGUUCUCACUGCUCUUCUGAGACAUUGGUUGUAACAAUGGAUUGGACGGAGUUGAAUAAGGUUGCGAUUGUCGCAGGUCUUAUUUGCUUUGCUUUCGUUCUCAAGAAUGAGGCCCCGAAGCUUCGAGAAUGGUAUCGCAAGCUACAGGAAGCCAGAGCUGCUCAACCGGGCGCCCCUGUCUUCCAGCAGUUGGCAGUGAUUCGUUCGCCGCCUCCAGCUCUGCUGCCGAUUCAUUCACAUUCAACGAUUGAACUCAACUUCUGGGAGAAUCAAGGUGCCUUGGGGGAAGGUACUCGUCUUGAGGACUCAGGAAGCGGGGAGAUCGGAUGUGGUAUGGAAAUGACGCACAGUGGUAGUUGCGUACACUUUUCGUUGGCUUGGGAACUAGCCUCUUUUUUGAGCGGUUGGCGGAGUUUGGGGACGCCCACCGGCGAUGAGUCUACCCUUCUACGUAGGGCCGGUGAUUAG